GAGUUGAAUUAAGAAGGAAUUGAGGAGAUCUCCAAAGUUUUCAAAAUUCUCAUAAACUUGAAUAUCGGCAAAGAAGUUGCAAGGAAGGGAGUUCUAGACGGGGGAACUGGACGAAGAAGCUAGCUGUUUGAUUAAGUGUGAGUGGUUCUUCUUACAAGAUGUUUUCAAAAUGAAAAUGAUUUCUAAAAUGUAUUUGAAUUUGUAUAUGAUUUCAUUUAUGCUUUCCAAUUCUUAAAAAUGCAUAUGAUUUAUAAAUGAAUUAGACUUAUUAUGACGGGAAUGAUGUGACAAAAUAAUAUGUAUUUGAGAAUGACAUGAGAUUUAAAAUGAAUGGAAUGAUGAAACAAGAAAGAUCCUUUGUAUCCUAUGUGAUGAGAAUACCUCAUAUGUAUGUGAUAUUUUAUCCUUGUUGUGUGAUAUGAGGUAAGAUGCUCUAUUUUGGUUGUGUUCUAGAAUAAAAUGUCUUAUUCAUCUUGAGUAGGAUGCAUCAUAUAUACUUGGUGGAUGAUCUGAUAUGAGAUGUCAUUUGCUUGUUGUGUGAUCUGGUAUCGAAAGACGUGUUAUGUGUGAUGAAAUUGGUGAAAUUAGUUAAAUGCAUUAAGAUUACUGCACAUAGUUGUAACUUGGCAAAAUAGUGUUGUAAACAAUUGAACUGAGAAAAAAAGGUGUAGAGAUGGUUAUGUUGUAUGCAAAAUUUGUAUUACGAAGUUAUAUGAAAUGGUACAAACAAAUUUUAAAUUUAAAAUCACAAACUGUAGGGACCAAAAUUUGAAGUUUAAUGAAAGUUAAAGAUUAUUACAUAUUUGAAGGAAGAGGUUAUAGAUUUUAUAAAGUGAUGUAUUUUCAAUUACAUACAAAAUGUUAUUUUAAAAAAUUAUAAUGGGUGUUAAUCAUAGAUUUAAAAACAAAAUUUCAUAAAUAGAAUUGGGAUAGUCUCAUGUGAUAACAUAAAACAAAAUUGAUGAUUUAAAACUGAGUUUGGCAAGAAACAAAAUGGUUGGAGGGAAAUAUAUUUACGUGAAAAACCUAAUCCAUAAGGCAUAAACCCCGAAAGAAAUAGAUUCCAUUUGCACCCUAAAAUCUCCUCUACCGGACCGGCGGCGGCGAUGGGCUGCCUAACCAUCCUCAUCCUUAGGUUAUGAGAUCUCUUUCCAAUUCUCAUCUUCAUCUCAAAUAUAUAUUCUCUCUCCCUAACUCUCUCAUGGCUUCCUCUCUUAUACAAACCCUUAAACCAGAUUUAGCUCCUCAAGACCUAGACGACCUUCUCUGUUCCCCUUCACACAAACAGCCACAACACGAAUCCUCCUCUCUUACCAAUUCCACUUCCAAUGACUCAACUCCUCUCUUGGGGUCGCCGACUGGAUAUUUGAGUCGCGAGUCGCGCAUUGAACGAGCCUGGGCUCACUGGACCAAGCUCGGUCGCCCAAAGUUGAUUGUAGCUCCCAUGGUUGAUAAUUCGGAGUUGCCAUUUCGUUUACUCUGCAGGAAAUAUGGUGCUGAGGCUGCUUAUACGCCUAUGCUCCAUUCACGAAUCUUUACCGAGAACGAGAAGUAUCGGAACAUGGAAUUCACCACUUGUCAGGAGGACCGUCCAUUAUUUGUUCAAUUUUGUGCCAAUGAUCCCGAUGUUCUGUUGGAGGCUGCUAGAAGAGUGGAGCCAUAUUGUGAUUACGUCGAUCUUAACCUUGGGUGUCCUCAGCGUAUUGCAAGGCGAGGAAAUUAUGGGGCUUUUUUAAUGGAUAACCUACCUCUUGUAAAAGCAAUAGUAGAGAAACUGGCUUCCAAUCUUCAAGUUCCUGUAUCAUGCAAAAUCCGAAUCUUCCCAAAUCUACAGGAUACAAUUAAUUAUGCAAGAAUGUUAGAGGAUGCUGGAUGCUCUCUUUUAGCUGUUCAUGGCCGCACAAGAGAUGAAAAAGAUGGUAAAAAAUUCCGAGCUAACUGGAGUGCCAUUAGUGCGGUUAAAAACGCUGUACGAAUUCCAGUUCUUGCCAAUGGGAAUAUACGGCACAUGGAAGAUGUUAACGACUGUUUACAAGAGACGGGAGUUGAGGGUGUGCUCUCGGCAGAAACCCUUCUGGAGAACCCUGCACUUUUUGCUGGGUUUCGAACUGCUGAAUGGAUAGAGGGCCACGAAGAAAAUACCCGGGAUGGUAACCUGGAUCAAGCGGAUCUGCUUGUAGACUACUUGAAGCUUUGUGAAAAAUACCCUGUCCCAUGGAGAAUGAUCCGUUCGCAUGUACACAAGUUAUUGGGAGAUUGGUUCAAGAUUCAUCCACACAUUAGAGAAGACUUCAAUGCACAAUCGAAGCUCACCUUUGAAUUUCUUUACAAUAUGGUGGAGCGGCUGAGAGAAUUGCAGGUAAAAAUGCCUCUUUAUAUCAAAGAUUCUCAUGCACUUGCAAUUUCAUCCAAUGCUUGAUUGAUUCCACACAUAAUAAUUGAUAGGUUUAUGGUCUUAACUUAAAGAUUCUUUGAGGAAAUUAGAUUGAUACUGUUGUUGUACCACUAAUAUUCACAUAAAAUUGUCUUUCUUCAAUCAGCUUGAGCACACAGUGAAGAAAGAAAAGAUUUUGUAUUUAUUCUUGCGAAUUGUAGCCUUAUUUGAUUUAAAUAGGUAAGAGAGAUAAGAGAGUAAACAUUACCUUUUGGCUUUGCCCACAUUAUCUAUUCUACCAUCUUGUUUACAUUCUUCUAGAAACAUUUUUCAUUGUGUUCAAAUGUUCAUAGUGAUUUGAUGCGAGACUCUUGAAAAUGUAAUUCUUCGACAUGUUUCAUUUUAGUUCAACAAAUGUUCGGGGUGGAGAUUAAACUAUUGACACCUUUGAAAUAGUAAUUGAUAUUUUAUUUAUGAAGCUAUGCUUGGAUUGA
This is a messenger RNA of Cucumis sativus (cucumber), 2868 nucleotides long. RefSeq names its product tRNA-dihydrouridine(16/17) synthase [NAD(P)(+)]-like. The record is from RefSeq and is a predicted model, not a curated record. Gene Ontology annotation, biological process: tRNA processing. NCBI's taxonomy places the organism in Eukaryota, Viridiplantae, Streptophyta, Magnoliopsida, Cucurbitales, Cucurbitaceae. The transcript has 3 exons. The coding region runs from base 1139 to 2419 and encodes 426 amino acids. Gene Ontology annotation, molecular function: tRNA dihydrouridine synthase activity; flavin adenine dinucleotide binding.